Chlorocebus sabaeus (green monkey) is the source of this 1393-nucleotide messenger RNA. Lineage: Eukaryota; Metazoa; Chordata; Mammalia; Primates; Cercopithecidae. The record is from RefSeq and is a predicted model, not a curated record.
AUGUCUGAGCGCUCCCCUUCACGUUGGGCUCUGGCGUGGCCAGAGCCUCCCCGACGGGCGCCGCCUCCUGCUCCCUGGCGCCCGGUCCCAUCGACCGCCCGCCCAAGGGUUGAGGAGUGCAGGCGACCUCUGGGGACUGGCGGGCAGCUCUGCCGCAGCCCGGUGCAGGAUCCACUAGCUUUGGGGCUAAGCUUGGAAAAUGAAUACACUUCCCAAACCAAUAAUUGCACAUAUUUAAGAGAGCAAUGCCUACAUGAUACAAAUGGAUGUAAACAUGCUUGGAGAAUAAUGGAAGAUGCCUGCAAUGAUUCAGAUCCAGGUGACCCCUGCAAGAUGAAGAAUUCAGCAUACUGUAACCUGAGUAUCCAGUACUUAGUGGAAAGCAAUUUCCGAUUUAAAGAGUGUCUUUGCACCGAUAACUUCUAUUGUACUGUGAACAAACUACUUGGAAAAGAAUGUGUCAAUAAAUCAGAUAACAUGAAAGAGGAUAAAUUCAAAUGGAAUCUAACUACACAUUCCCAUCAUGGAUUCAAAGGGAUGUGGUCCUGUUUGGAAGUGGCAGAGGCAUGUGUAGGGGAUGUGGUCUGUAAUGCACAGUUGGCCUCUUACCUUAAAGCUUGCUCAGCAAAUGGAAAUCCGUGUGAUGUGAAACACUGCCAAGCAGCCAUACGGUUCUUCUAUCAAAAUAUACCUUUUAACAUUGCCCAGAUGUUGGCUUUUUGUGACUGUUCUCAAUCUGAUAUACCUUGUCAGCAGUCCAAAGAAGCUCUUCACAGCAAGCCAUGUGCACUGAACAUGGUUCCACCCCCUACUUGCCUCAAUGUAAUUCGCAGCUGCCAAAAUGAUGAAUUAUGCAGGAGGCACUAUAGAACAUUUCAGUCAAAAUGCUGGCAGCGUGUGACUAGAAAGUGCCAUGAAGAUGAGAAUUGCAUUAGCGCCUUAAGCAAACAGGACCUCACUUGUUCAGGAAGUGAUGACUGCAAAGCUGCUUACAUAGAUAUCCUUGGGACAGUCCUUCAAGUGCAAUGUAACUGUAGGACCAUUACACAAAGUGAGGAAUCUUUGUGCAGGAUUUUCCAGCACAUGCUUCAUAGAAAAUCAUGUUUCAAUUAUCCAACCCUGUCUAAUGUCCAAAGCAUGGCAUUGUAUACAAGAAAACAUACAAACAAAAUCACUUUAACUGGAUUUCAGUCCCCCUUCAAUGGAGAAGUAAUCUAUGCUGCCAUGUGCAUGACAGUCACCUGUGGAAUCCUUCUCUUGGUUAUGGUCAAGCUUAGAACUUCCAGAAUAUCAAGUAAAGCAAGAGAUCCUUCACUGAGCCAAGUACCUGGAGAACUCUGAUUCAUUAGGAGUCACGGACCCAUAACAAUCACUUCCCUUCCCUUCCCUUCCC